Messenger RNA from Leptopilina heterotoma, 824 nucleotides. RefSeq lists its product as uncharacterized. Lineage: Eukaryota; Metazoa; Arthropoda; Insecta; Hymenoptera; Figitidae. Bases 304 to 615 code for a protein of 103 amino acids. The record is from RefSeq and is a predicted model, not a curated record. The transcript is spliced from 4 exons.
CUAUUUUUCCUUCUUUUCUUUUUCUUUCUUUUCCUCUCUUUUUCUUCCCUUUUUCCUUCUUUUCCCUUUUUUUUCGUCGUUAACUAAAUUCAUCCUUUCAUUUAAUUUUUAUUCUUUAAUCACCGCAAAGAAAAAAAAAAAAAGUGAGACAUUAAAAAAAGUGCUACAGUGCAAAACGUACCAUUUUCUUCCUUCUAAUGACAACAAUUUUGCAGGGAAAAAAAAGAAACAAUUGUGUAGAAGAAAUACGAAAAAAAAUUGGUGAAGACUACAAGUUUCAAUUUUUGGCUCGUUACUCCAAACAUGUCAAGAAAUGUCUCAAUUUACAUGUGGGGCUCACUUUCGAAUGGCGGAAUUAAAAAUUACAAGAAAGAAUUAAAAAUUGGUUCACUACGGACGGCAUCGAUUUUAAUCGAAAAAAGGACAAUCAGUACGAGGCGGCAAAACGUUUCGUCAAAAUUUCGCCACAUAGCGGGAAUUUUUGCACUGGCUUCGAGGCAAAAGAAAACAGUCGAUAGGGAAGGAUGCAGUAGAUUUUCGAGACCAGUUACCGACACUAAAACGAGUAGCCAUCUUGCAAAAAGGAAUAGAGAGAAAGGGAGAGAGAGAGAGUGAGAGAGAGGGGAGAGGUGGAGGCGAAAUAGGAAAAACAAAAUGAAGGCGCUUGCGCCAGUUUCGUUAUUGAGCGAAGACCCUGGCGCCUUUUUGCAUUUCUAUCGCCCGCACCCCUUUCCUUGUUCCAUCCGCUUGGCAAUUCUUCGCUCCCCUCUCGCCCCCAAAUGUCGAGCUUUCGUUAUAAUACUCCCCUCUCUCUCUCUCUCACC